Molecule: messenger RNA, 1525 nt
Organism: Eptesicus fuscus (big brown bat)
Lineage: Eukaryota; Metazoa; Chordata; Mammalia; Chiroptera; Vespertilionidae
Gene: C5AR2
Product: complement C5a receptor 2
Exons: 4
Coding region: 390-1406 (338 amino acids)
Biological process (GO): positive regulation of cytosolic calcium ion concentration; inflammatory response; phospholipase C-activating G protein-coupled receptor signaling pathway
Cellular component (GO): plasma membrane
Molecular function (GO): G protein-coupled receptor activity; complement component C5a receptor activity
Source: RefSeq, a predicted model, not a curated record
GGGACCCGGCCAGCUCUCCACCCACCACACCAUCCUGACCUCAUCUGCUGCCCAGUAAUUUGGGAUGGACCCACGAGGUGCCAGACGCUCGGGAGAGACCCCAGACAGCCAGGGUCCCGGCUGAGGGCCUGGAUCCUGCUCCCAGGUGGCAUUUGGCCAAGUCGGGGGCCCUCUUGCAAGAGACGGUGUCCGGGAAGCUCUCGAACCUGCACCUUCCCGGAAAUCCACCAGAUGGUCACGUGGCCCAGGAACGAGCCCUUGCACCCGGCGAUUCCACUUCUUAGGCCAGGCCCUUGGGAUUCCUUCUGCCGCGUAACCUCCGCACACGGAGAGGCGCGCACCGGCGGCAGCGCGGAGUGUCUCCCGGAGCCGAGCUCUCAGGUGUCUGGAUGGAGAACGCUUCUCUCAGCGACGAGUACGGCCACUACGACGAGGAGGUCCCGGACUUCCCCGUGGACUGCGCCGACGGCACCUGCGUGGCCAUCGGGCCCCUCCGCGUGGCCCCGCUCCUGCUGUACGCGGUGGUCUUCCUGGUCGGGGUGCCGGGCAACGCCAUGGUGGCCUGGGUGAGCCGGAAAGAGGCCCAGCGCAGGGCCGGGGCCACCUGGUUCCUCCAUCUGGCCGUGGCCGACCUGCUCUGCUGCUUGUCCCUCCCGAUCCUGUCGGUGCCCAUCGCGCGGGGCGGCGAGUGGCCCUAUGGGGCCGUGGGCUGUCGGGCCCUGCCCUCGGUCAUCCUGCUGUCCAUGUUCACCAGCGUGCUGCUCCUGGCUGCUCUCAGCGCGGACCUCUGCCUCCUGGCCCUCAGGCCGGCCUGCUGGGCGCCGGAUCGGCGGGCGUGCAGGGUGCAGGUGGCCUGCGGGGCAGCCUGGACCCUGGCCUUGCUGCUGACCCUGCCCUCGGCCAUCUACCACCGCCUGCACCGGGAGCACUACCCGGCCCGGCUGGAGUGCGUGGUGGACUACGGCGGCUCGGCGGCGGCUGAGAACACGGUGGCCGCCACCCGGUUUAUGUUUGGCUUCCUGGGGCCGCUGGUGGUCGUGGCCAGCUGCCACGGUGCCAUCCUGUGCCGCGCGGCCCCACGCCGCUGGCCGCUGGGCACGGCCGUGGUGGUGGGCUUUUUUGUCUGCUGGACCCCCUACCACGUUCUGGGGCUGGUGCUGGCCGUGGCUGCCCCGCACUCCAGGCUGCUGGCCCGGGCCCUGCGGGCGGAGCCCCUGGUCGUGGGCCUCGCCCUGGCUCACAGCUGCCUCAAUCCCGUGCUCUUCUUGUAUUUCGGGCGGGCCCAACUCCGCCGGUCACUGCCGGACACGUGUCGCUGGGCCCUGCAGGGGCCCCAGAGCAAGGAUGAAAGUGCCGUCAGCAAGAAAUCCACCAGCCAUGACCUGGUCUCGGAGAUGGCGGUAUAGGCUGGAGGGGAAACCCAUGUGCAUCCUCCGAUCCCAUUUCACGAAACUGGCUUCAGGCAUAGGGAGAUUCAGGGGUUCAAUGCUAUCAUCAUUUAUCCCUUUAUUCACUCAACAAAUGU